AUGCGCAAAGCUAACACCAUACUCCAGGUUUCGUUCAAGGUUCAUGGCACCGUUCAAGGUGUUGGUUUCCGAGACUUCACCCAAAAGUGUGCUACCAGCUAUGAUCUGAGAGGCUGGGUCGAGGGCGAGGCUCAAGGUCCCGAUGACAUUAUGCAGAAAUUCUUCCAGCAGGUUAGCAAAGGCCCACGAAUGGCGCACGUCGUGAAGCUUGAGAAGCAGGACCUCGAGCCUCGAGAUGGCGAGGACCAUUUUUCGGUGAUGCGGACGGCAGCGUCCACAUUUGAAUCUGGACACUGA
Molecule: messenger RNA, 297 nt
Organism: Penicillium brevicompactum
Lineage: Eukaryota; Fungi; Ascomycota; Eurotiomycetes; Eurotiales; Aspergillaceae
Product: acylphosphatase
Exons: 4
Coding region: 1-297 (98 amino acids)
Molecular function (GO): acylphosphatase activity
Source: RefSeq, a predicted model, not a curated record